AUGCAUCUCUUCGCAGCAGCAGCAGCAGCAGCCCUGCAGGCCCGGCAGACCGUCAACGAAGACCUACCGCCCAGCUUUGACAGAGACGACGACGACGACUACUACCACUGGUGGUACAGCCGAGAGGGCCGCAUCGUAAAAUGGUCCCUCUUCCUCGCCUUCUUCCUCCUCCUCAUGGGCUACCUCAUCGGCGGCUACCUCCACGCCAAGCGUCGCCUCAAGAAGGGCCUCCUGCCCCUCGCCUACCACCGCUGGAUGGUCCGCCGCGCCGUCCUCGCCCAGGUCGACCCCCGCUACGGACGCCCCCACCAGCAGCCGGCCUACUACGCCACCUACCGCCCCGGCUACGGCGAAGCCUACGCGCAGGGCCAGGGCCACGGCGGCUACGGCAUGCAGAACAUGCCGCCCCCGCCGCCCAUGUAUGACCCCUCCUCGGCGAGGCCGCCCAUGUAUGUCCCGCCCGAGGGCGGGAGCAAGGUCGACCCGUCGCAGACAUAUGGGCGUGAGAGCUAUGCGCCGCCGGCUGGGCCGCCUCCACCUCAGCAGCAGACGGGCGUCGCGACGAAUACCACGGGGAACACGAAUCCGUUUCUCGAUAGGCCGCAGGCGUGA
Verticillium nonalfalfae is the source of this 612-nucleotide messenger RNA. RefSeq lists its product as uncharacterized. The record is from RefSeq and is a predicted model, not a curated record. Bases 1 to 612 code for a protein of 203 amino acids. The transcript has 2 exons. Lineage: Eukaryota; Fungi; Ascomycota; Sordariomycetes; Glomerellales; Plectosphaerellaceae.